Molecule: messenger RNA, 390 nt
Organism: Trypanosoma theileri
Lineage: Eukaryota; Euglenozoa; Kinetoplastea; Trypanosomatida; Trypanosomatidae
Exons: 1
Source: RefSeq, a predicted model, not a curated record
GUUUUUAUUCUUCUUUUUUGGUCGUUCGUGGCCUCUGUAUCGUUGUGCCGCUCCGCCUUGGUGGAGUUGGGCGGUGCCCCGGGUCCUCCCGGACUUGUCCGUGUGGCGGGGUCGGUCCCCCACCCCUGUAUUUUUUUUUGGGGGGUGCCAGGCGCGCCAUCUGGUUUUUGCCGUCGUGAUUUGUGCUUUCAUGUACUGGUGGUGGCUGCGCUUUUGUUUGCGGCACCGCGCGUUGCGCUCUGGCUGUGGGCCUCUGCCUCCCAUGGGGUGGGGUGGCCGCCUCGGGCGGGGUUUUACACCAACAUGCCCUUGGUAAUGAGGGCUGCCUUCAUAUGUCGCCAAGGUGUGGGGUAUAUGAAUUUAUUCAAAGAAACUAAAUGCACUCACUAA